UUUAUAAAUUAGCAGCGCAGAAGUAUACACUAGCGACGGUCGUGUGUAUCAUAGAUUAACAAUUAUUAUUAACAGUGGAUAAUUAAUUUGUUGUGAUUUUUUUUUAUAAAUGUUCGAGAUAUUUAGAAAACGAAACGAUGAAUGGAAAUCAAGUUGAUACAGUGAGUGAGAUUGUUGAAACGAAAAAUGAAAAUGCAGCUAAUUUGGAUCACGCUUUACAUAUCGCAGGUCUCGGCUGGUACAAUAUCAAAUACUGUUUAGUGUUGGCACUGUUCCUCAUAGCAGCGAUAGUAGAACCAGUUGGGUACUCCUACAUAUUGCCAGCAUCUAAAUGCGAUUUGAACAUAACGGAUGGACAGCGAGGGUUUCUAGCCUCGGUACCAUACAUAGGUAUAGUACUGACGUCAUUUCCAUGGGGCUACGUAGUGGACACUCGGGGAAGGAAGAAAGCACUGAUCUUCAGUUCGUUGGCGGCUGGCUUUUUUGUGGUCCUCUCAGCGUUCAUGCCAAACUUCAUUAGUUUUACUAUCUGCAAAUUAUUGGCGGCAUUAUGUAUAGCAUCUCCGGCGGCGGUGCCUUACACAUUUAUAGGAGAGCUCGUCCCCCUGAAGUAUAGAGACAUCACUUUAUCAGUCACUAACGCAAUGCAGAUAUUGGGAUCCGCUUUAGUUCCUUUGUUUGCCUGGGCUAUCCUACCGUUAGAGUUCAGAGUGGAUUUUGGAGCUUAUGAAUUUCGACCAUGGAGACUACUCACAAUUGCAUACGGCUCUAUAUUUAUAAUAGCUGCGCUGUUACUGCUGUGCGGACCAGAGAGCCCGAAGUAUCUCAUGUCUCAAGGAAGAGUUGAUGAAACCUUCGACAUAAUGAGAACUAUCUAUUCGAAGAAUAAGAAGAAAUCUCCUGAUGAGUAUCCUAUUAAAAGCUUAAAGACGGAUGAAUUUGUUAAAAAAGAAAAACUGGGUUUCUUCACAUCAUUGAAAGUACAAUCGAUACCUUUGUUCAAACCACCGUUUUUGAAAUGGAUGGUUCUUAACAGUACUAUCUUCUUUGGUUUAUUUUCAACAAUAAAUGGUCUUAAUGUUUGGAUACCUGACGUGUUGAACCGAGUGCUGUCAGGCGACGGCGAGGGAGCCACUGUUUGCGAAGUCAUUGCCCAGCGACUUAAUAGUACUGCAGAUGAGUUUGCCGAAUGUGACGAUACUCUGGACACGAUGACUUUCCUCAUUAAUUCUGUUGCCAACGUAACAUGCGCUGUCAUUGCGAUCGUAGUCAGCAGCACCGUGAAGAUAAUCGGCAAGAAAAACUUACUUAUAGGAGUACAGUUUAUAAUUGGUUUAUUCUGUAUACUGAUAAACGUGGUAACACAAGAGAUUUUGUUUGCUAUAUUCCUAUCAUCGUUGCCAGUUCUCGGUUUAGCGAUUGGACCAGUUAAUGCUUACGCUGUGGAAAUAUUCCCGACACAUCUAAGAGGCAUGGCAGUAAGUUUAUCAAUGAUGAUCGGUCGUUUAGGCUCUGUUUUCGGUGCUAAUGUCGCAGGCAUCAUGUUAAAUGCAGUCUGUGAGGCGACAUUCUAUUUCUUUGGAGGAUUUCUAAUGUUUUGCGGUUUGUUGUCAUUCUUGAUGCCGGCUUCUAAGGGAAAACAGACCAAAAAGGCGAUAAUGACAAAAUUGUGAAUUAAAACAAAUGUAAUCUGUAAUGUACAAAUUUAGUUUAAGUCGUUUAGGAUAAGAUAAUUUUAAUGAAUAAAAUUAAUUUAAAUUGA
This is a messenger RNA of Papilio polytes (common Mormon), 1762 nucleotides long. Its product is annotated as synaptic vesicle glycoprotein 2C-like. Gene Ontology annotation, molecular function: transmembrane transporter activity. The record is from RefSeq and is a predicted model, not a curated record. The transcript is spliced from 10 exons. NCBI's taxonomy places the organism in Eukaryota, Metazoa, Arthropoda, Insecta, Lepidoptera, Papilionidae. Gene Ontology annotation, biological process: transmembrane transport. Bases 138 to 1673 code for a protein of 511 amino acids.